Molecule: messenger RNA, 1185 nt
Organism: Panicum virgatum (switchgrass)
Lineage: Eukaryota; Viridiplantae; Streptophyta; Magnoliopsida; Poales; Poaceae
Exons: 5
Coding region: 271-1068 (265 amino acids)
Source: RefSeq, a predicted model, not a curated record
UCUGCACCAACCGUAUUUUUUUUCUCCCCAAAGAUGCACCAACUGCAUCCCAUUCCGCUCCCUAUAGUCUAUUGAUUACAUAUACUGUGAUGAAGUUGUCGCUCGCAGUAUGCUUGGCCUGCUGCUCUUAGAUCCGUUCGGCUUCGGAACCUAAGCUGCCUGUAGUAGUAGACCCGUAACAAGAGAGCAGGGCAGGGACAGGACAAGAAGAAAAAGGAGGGCCAUUUCCGGAGCAGAGGAGGCAGGCAACUGGGUCAGCCCUCGACGGCCAUGGCCCAGCCCUUCUCCUCCUCAUCCUGCGUGCCUCGCCGCCCGCUUCCAUCGGCCUUCUCCCCGCCCCCAAGAACGAGCGCCUCUCAUGUUGCGGUGCACGGGCAGCGCCGCCGGGCCGUCGCGGCCGCGGCGUCCCUCCACCUCGGCCCGGGGGAGAUCGCCGAGCUCGCGCGCAACAAGGUUUUGAUUGCGGGGAUGAUGGCGGGCGCGAUCGGGCAGCUCGCCAAGCCCUUCACCUCGGGCACGAAAUGGGGCGCCGGCGGCGCCGGUUUUGACGCCCAGACCGCCUUCCGCUCCGGAGGGAUGCCCUCCACCCACUCCGCGAGUGUUGUGGCUGUGGCUACUUCGCUUGGCCUAGAAAGGGGCUUGGCAGACUCUGUGUUUGGGAUGUCAUUGGUGUUUGCCGCAAUUGUAAUGUAUGAUGCUCAGGGAGUUAGAAGAGAGGUGGGCAAGCAUGCAAGGGUUUUGAACAAGUUUUGGGUUCCUAGAGAGAAGGUACCUCAAGAUUCAGAGGUGGACAUGGCACCCGAGUUUGUUUCGGUAACUGAGGAGGCGAUUUCCUUGCCCCGUUCAAAUGCGAGCCCCUCCCCGAGGCGCAGUUCUUGGACGGAAUCACCAAGGUUGAAUGGACUCGGGAGUUCAGAACCUAAGAUAACUGAAGUGAGAGAACUGAAUUCGUCUGACAUCAAGAAGGGUUACCUGUUGAGUGAAUCUGUUGGCCACACAGAGCUCCAGGUCACUGCCGGUGCCUUGUUAGGUUUUAUUGUGAGCUUAGCCGUAUAUGCGACACUGUAACAGCGAUCUUUAUUACAUUCUUAGUUAGUUACACAUACAGAUAUUGUUACCCAAAGUAACACAAGUGAUUGAUUAUUCCCACGGUUAAUCAGUAAUACCUUUGCCAGUUUCAAACUA